Myxozyma melibiosi is the source of this 1409-nucleotide messenger RNA. Its product is annotated as origin recognition complex subunit 6-domain-containing protein. Bases 118 to 1371 code for a protein of 417 amino acids. Gene Ontology annotation, molecular function: DNA binding. The record is from RefSeq and is a predicted model, not a curated record. The transcript has a single exon. Gene Ontology annotation, biological process: DNA replication. Lineage: Eukaryota; Fungi; Ascomycota; Lipomycetes; Lipomycetales; Lipomycetaceae. Gene Ontology annotation, cellular component: nuclear origin of replication recognition complex.
GCCUUCCGCCAGAUCACGUGCACUUCGCUUCGCCGCCGCGCGAGCUGCCAACGCGCCCCAACGAGGAGUCGGAUCAAGGAGUAAGGACAGUCAGUGGAGUAUCAGAAGCCAGCAACCAUGAACUCAGCACUCGCGUCUACCAUCCAGACGCUGCUCCCGGCAAUGUCGAUAGUCCCGCCGGACCUCACCCGCCACGCAGCAAGACUGCUCGCCCAGUCGCGCCAUCUCGUCCAGCUGCCGGCCAAGCACGAGCACUGUCGGGCACACAUCUGCGCCCACCUGGCCUGCGUCCGGCUGCAGUCCGUGCUGUCGCUCGACAAGGCAAUGCCUCACCAGCUGCCGUGCUCUGAGAAGCAGUACCGCGCGCUCUUUGAUCUCUUUGACGCAAAGCUGCCGGACGAGAGCGCGUCCGUCGCUCGUCCUGCGUUCUCCUCCGAGCCGACGGCGCUCGAGUCAGCGUCGACAGCUGAUCCGCUCGAGCAGUUGCCAGACAACGACCUCUUAAAGACUGCUGAUUCAAACAACUUGUCAACUCUUUCACGCGCCUCUAUCGCUGGCGUCUCUGCAUCGCUCGGCCUUCCUCAGUCUCUUGUCCCGCUCGCGAGAUCAGGGGUCGCCAACCUGUUCACCACAAACCCCUCCGCCGGACCAUCGAGCCAGAUCCUAAACACAGCCAGACCAUUCGGCGUUCCGCCGCGGUGUCCAGCAUAUAAAUGUGCAGAGAUGGAGUGGGCCGUCUUUGGAGCAGUACUCUUCGUGCUCCUCUACGGCGACGUCGUCGAGCGCGUCGGCGUCGUCGACAACGACAACGACACCACCACCACCACCAAGAAACAAUCUCCCACAAAACGGAAACUACACGCAUUCCUACGAAAAUCACCCGACCACGACCGCUUCUGCGCCAAAUUCCUCAAACUCGCGCGUGCGGCGACGGACGAGCACGCGCUCGACCACGCGAUCCAGGAACUGCAGCUGAUUUGCUUUGCGCGCGACAUGCGCACUUACAACAACUCUCACGCCGUCUCAGGAACCGCUAAACCUUCUUCGUCGUCGGCGGCGGCGGCGGCUAAAGUCCGCUAUUCGGUGCUCAAUAAGCGGUUUGCGGACGGAGUACGAAGGUGGGUUGCGCGGGCGCGCGAGAUCGCGGCGUCUAAGAAAGGAGCGUCGGCGCCGUCGUCUACUACGGAAGAGAUUCGAGAGGCGGUCGUGAGUGGGAGUAUGAUUCGACCGAGUGUUAUGUUCCUGACUAGGAAGAGAAAAGCCGAGUUUGAGACGUGGAAUGCAGCUAUCCUGCGGAAACUGAAAAAGAUUGAGCAGAAUAGUACGUUUGAGCCGACUGUCCACACUCGGUCGGCGGCGCGUGUACAUUAAUGUAAAUAAAGGUAGAUGUAGAAAUUAACAAUUACAAC